UCAUUCUCUUUUUUGGAGAUCUGUGGGGGCGGAGAGCACCUGAAGGAGAUCGGAGGGAUUUCUUAGAUUCCGGUUUGGGUGUUUUCUCGAGCAUAUUGGAUUUUGUGUGAGUUGGUCUUUGAGGUUUUGAGAUCUUAAUCUCGAUAGAAGCAUGAUCCUUUGUAGGCUUUGGGGAUUUUUGAUUGAAAGGAUUCUUCCUUGGCUACAAAAUUUUCAAUUUAUAUAGUUUUGUUCUAAUGAUAAUAUGAAUAUGAUAGCAAAUCCAUGGUGUGAGACUUGCACUAGGCUAAGUUCUACCUUUUUGAACGAUGCAUAAACCAAUGAUUUAAGUCGCGACGAGAUGGGGGUCGUCCUUACUGUCCCAUCUUGUUCCUUUGAGUUUCCGACAUCAGGGACGAGUGCGGGACCCCGAAACGCUUGUCCGGCCUCCAUCCCGGCCAUCUCAGCUUCAUCCCACUCAAAUCAGGUGCUGGUACGAUCGUCCCGAUCGAGCCCUAGUGUGGGCUUUCGUUGCCGGAUGCCAAUGAUGAGGGAGAAUGGCCCAUUCGCCACUGGGAAGGGGAAAGGAAUGAAGGAGAAGACCAUACUAACCUUGCCGACUUCUCCUUUCUCCGUUGGUGCGUCGGCAUCAGCAUCGUCGUCGGAGGAAGCACGGGCACGCCGGAUGGAGGACACCUCAGGAUAGAGAAGAGAGGAGGGAGAGGAGAGGGGAGGAUGUCGACGGCAAGCAAACCGAGACGGAGGAGGAAGACCGAAGGAGAGAGGAGCGGAGGAGUCUCGGUCGCUCGAUGCGGAGGGGAAGAAGAAUCUUGAUCGCUUGGCGCGGAGGGGAAGGAAAGGGGUUUCGAGGCCGUUCGAUCGUGCACCAUGGAUAACUUAGGAAUACCGUGGCGUGUUCAGAGCUGUGGGACAAGAUUAGGGAGAAAUUAUUGCAUGUACCAAGUGAACAGGGCAAAUCCCGAAGCAUAUGCACGGUGGGUAGUGCGCAAUCAGGAAUCCGUGAAAUACAAGAGGUAGUGUGGCGUGGCAUGUUAUCCACCGUGGGAUUUGCGACGGUCCAAUUUUAUUCAGAAUAAUAUAUAAAAUAAUAUAUAAAUUAAAUGACAAACAAAACAUUGCAUGGGAUGAUGGGGUUGGCGUUGAAAGGGUCGGAUCAAAAUUUAUCAAUAAAAAUAAAAAAAAACGUGUACCGGGAUGCUUGACCGGGAUGGGGUGGGACGCGGGGCAUCCCGUUCUAGCCAAAAAUCGGGACACCCCCAUCCCAUGGGAUUUCAAAUCUUGGCAUGAACAAGGCCUUUCUCUCGCUAUUCAACUCCAAGGGCUAAAUGUGUGUCAUAGUAGCUUGCACCGGCCACCACAGAAUGAGAGAGUCAAAGACUAGGGCUCCUGGUUUAACAUGUCGUUUUCCUGACUUCUUGAACAUCAUCUUUGUAAGAUGGAAGGUGGUCUAAUUCUUUUGAAAGGUUGGGCAGGAGUCAUGCUGAGAAUCAGAGAUUGGUUGGACCAAUAGAAAUCCAAGGUAAAUUCUGCGGGUAUCCUUGCCAUCCCUAGAUGUGUUGAGUGGCACAUCUGAACCAAUUAGUAGGUUGGGAUUGGCUAACCAGAACCCUCCCCCUAACCUUACCGACAUCGGGUUCGUUCCAGGUCUGAAAUUACGACCCCUUGCUGCGAACGAUGUUAGGGUGUGUCCUGGGGAUUCGAAGCUGGAGUGCAGACAGUGAUGGGGAGGAAAAAGAGAACGAGAAGACUCAUCCAUCUUCAUCCCAAAAAAGAAGGGAAAGAAGCAACCCUUCGGGGCUUGCCUUCUUUUGACGGCUGUCAGCACUCUUGCUGGUUCAUGUUGUUUGGACACUUCUUGGUUUGAUUUGAGCUUGGAUACUUCUUGGUUUGAUUUGAGAAGGUUUACACAGUAGUAUGAAGCUAAAAGUGGUAUGUAGGAAACUGUAUGAUUAUAUUCGCUACGAUCUGAAGGAAAUUGCUUUCCCUUCUUCUCUGCCUGAUCCCCCGCAUAUCAAAAAACGACGGAAAUUGACGUGGAUAGAGCGGUGGUAUGUUUUGAAGGAAGCAUCUAGGCUUUAUGCAGCUAGCUGGGUGCGGGAUAUUGGGCCUGACCUCAGACCGAACGACUAUAAAAAGGAUUCAGGGGAUGAUAGCAAGCCUCAUGAGGAGAAAGCUGCAUCUAAAGAAAGAGAACCCUCGACAUUGGAGGAUCUUGCGGUUGCAGCAAGAGGUGGAAUGGAGACCUUAAGGCCUGCACUGCAGCGUGUGUAUAUGACACGCGCCUCUGCAUACAGAGAUGCACUUAAAAGCUUUAUAGAAGGUUAUCAAGAAGGGAUAAAACAAGUGAUGGAAGAGAAAGAAGAUGCGAAGCCUCAACCGCAAAAUGAUGAACCAAAGAAAUCAGUAUGAUCUUUCCUCUUCUUUUUAUGUUUUUGGAUGUUACAGUAUCAUCUUUCUUAAUGGGACGAACUUUUGUAAGUUAUUCGCUAUGAAUUUGCAGUUAAUGUCCAAAAGUUACUAAAAUAAAAUAGCAUCUAAUGGUAUAAA
Messenger RNA from Elaeis guineensis (African oil palm), 2547 nucleotides. RefSeq lists its product as uncharacterized. The record is from RefSeq and is a predicted model, not a curated record. NCBI's taxonomy places the organism in Eukaryota, Viridiplantae, Streptophyta, Magnoliopsida, Arecales, Arecaceae.